This is a messenger RNA of Tripterygium wilfordii, 743 nucleotides long. RefSeq names its product serine carboxypeptidase-like 49. Gene Ontology annotation, molecular function: serine-type carboxypeptidase activity. The record is from RefSeq and is a predicted model, not a curated record. The coding region runs from base 41 to 616 and encodes 191 amino acids. The transcript has 2 exons. Gene Ontology annotation, biological process: proteolysis. Lineage: Eukaryota; Viridiplantae; Streptophyta; Magnoliopsida; Celastrales; Celastraceae. Gene Ontology annotation, cellular component: vacuole.
UAUAACUACCCUAGACUAACUCACACACAGGCAAACAAUAAUGGCUUCAACAGUUUUUUUUAUUUCUCUCUCUCUUUUUCUUUUUGUCAUAUCAUCACUUGGGUAUGCCAGAUAUACCAAGCACUCGAUUCCUUCAACAACAACAAUCAUUUCAUUCAAACAACAAGAAGAAAAGCUAACAAGAUCUACCAGCUUGUUUCCUGAAGAUGAUGUUGGUCCCUACGAGGAUAACUCUUCAGUUGAGAAGGAAUUUAAGUUUCCUUUUCUUCCUGCUUCGGACCCUUUAAUUGAAAAGCUUGCUCGUCAUGUCGGUUACAUACGGCUUCCGCAUACUAUAGAUGCAAGGAUGUUCUACUACUUCUUUCAAUCACGGAAUAAGAAAGACGAUCCAGUUGUCCUAUGGUUGACAGGAGGGCCAGGAGGCAAUAGUGUCAUUUCAAUAUUUAAUGGAAAUGGUCCUUUUCAUAUCGAAAAAGAUCCCUCAAAUGACCUCUACCUAAAAUGGAAUGAUUAUGGUUGGGAUAAGGUAUUGUAUCAUGAUAUUAUUUCACUAUGUAAAGGGAAAAUUAAGUUAUUCGCUAGUCAAAAUCAACUCUCCUGGAGAAUUUAUAUUUGAUUAAAUUGAUAUUUUGUUAGAGCAUUCAUAUCAGAUUACCUAAACAUGUGUCUGUCUGUAAAAUAGAGAACUACUGUAGAGAAUUUAUCAAAAUUUAGCUCUACAUCUAAUUAUCUAGAGGUUCUCU